Messenger RNA from Penicillium paradoxum, 879 nucleotides. RefSeq names its product intradiol ring-cleavage dioxygenase. Gene Ontology annotation, biological process: catechol-containing compound metabolic process. The coding region runs from base 1 to 879 and encodes 292 amino acids. The transcript is spliced from 3 exons. NCBI's taxonomy places the organism in Eukaryota, Fungi, Ascomycota, Eurotiomycetes, Eurotiales, Aspergillaceae. Gene Ontology annotation, molecular function: ferric iron binding; catechol 1,2-dioxygenase activity. The record is from RefSeq and is a predicted model, not a curated record.
AUGGCAGAGCACCGCUUCGACCCCACAUUCACAGACAAUGUCAUCAACGCGAUGGGACCCAAGACCAGCCCGCGCUUGCGGAAGCUCAUGGCCGGCCUGAUCAGACACAUGCAUGACUUCGCACGUGAAGAAGAGCUCACCGUCGACGAGUGGAUGGCCGGUGUGAAGAUGCUCAAUUGGGCCGGACAGAUGAGCGACGACAAGCGGAAUGAGGGACAGUUGGUGUGCGACGUACUGGGACUCGAAUCCCUCGUUGACGAAAUCACCUUCACUCUCGCUAAAGAAGCCAAUGAUGCGCCUACAGCCACCGCAAUCUUGGGUCCGUUCUUCCGCGCUGAUACUCCGUACCGCGAGAACGGCGAGGACAUUGUCAAGACCAAGCCUGCAGAUGCUGAGAUGGCCUUCAUGCACGGUCGCGUUUUGGACUUCCAGACCAAGAAGCCCCUUGUCGGCGCCACGGUCGAGGUGUGGCAGGCUUCCACGAACGGCUUGUACGAGCAGCAAGAUCCCGAACAGGUUGAGUUCAACUUGCGUGGCAAGUUCAAGACGGAUGAGGAUGGCAGGUACUCGUUCUACUGCCUGCGCCCAACGCCGUACCCCGUUCCCAACGAUGGUCCAGCUGGCAAGCUACUUGAACUGAUGGAUCGCCAUCCCUUCCGCCCUGCUCAUAUUCACGUCAUUGCUACAUACGAUAAUUACCGUCCUUUGACGACACAGAUCUUCGACCGCAAUGAUCCGUAUCUUGAGAAUGACUCGGUGUUUGCUGUGAAGGACUCGCUCGUUGUGGACUUUGUGCCUCGCACGAAUGAUCCUCAAGCUGCUCUUGAGCUCAACUAUGAUAUCAAACUGGCUCCGUUCGAGCCUACUAAUGCAGCAUAA